AUGGAUGCGAGAAAUCUAUUCAAUUGGCUUCGUGAGUAUGUAUACUAUUACAACGUUUUUAUACCCGAGGAGUAUGACGAUGAUGGUGAUGAACAUCAUACGACACGGAAUCCUACAGCAGUUAUUAAAUAUCAACUAUAUGCUACUCGACUAUAUGUUCCUCUUCUUAUCAUGACCGUAUAUAUGCUCACCUUUAUUGUUGUAAUCUUCCCACCAACUCAACAGGUCACCGUAACAAACAUAAAUCCAUCCCUGUUCGAACAACUCUAUGAACAACAUGGUGAAACGCUUCAUUGUUCAUGUUCGACAGCUAGUAUACCUUAUAAAGAUUUCGCUACGAACACAGUGGCAUUCCAUCCAUUAUGUUCGAGUGUUUAUGUUAGCAAAGAAUGGAUUGAAGCACUCUACUCACCAUAUGCCAGUGCGUACUUUGCGAUGGAUUUUCGAAAAAGUGCUAGUUCGCAGUUCGAGCUUCUCGCUGCAUUUUGUUUGAUUUGUAACCAGACAGUAUCUCAAUUACUAGCUGAUUUUAAUACUAAACAACUUAUUAGUCUUGAACUCCUGCGAGAUGAAGAUGUUCGAUUUCGCAUUAUGACGGAUGUGGAAAUUGUUAGAGCAAACGCACCUGUUGAAGUUGUUACAACGCUGCAUCUUCUUCAAAUAGCAAAUCAACAGAACUCAUUGAUCUCUGCUCUACGAAGCAAUAUAUUUGUUGGAGCAUACACUCGUA
Molecule: messenger RNA, 730 nt
Organism: Adineta ricciae
Lineage: Eukaryota; Metazoa; Rotifera; Eurotatoria; Adinetida; Adinetidae
Source: the annotation of a GenBank genome assembly